UAGUUUAUGUUCUAGGAUGACCAAGUAGAAGAAUACUUUGAAAAAAUUGAUAAUGCCUUCUGGCUAUACAGUGAGUCUUUGUUUUGUUUUGUUUUGUUUUCCCUUUGCCAUAUCAGAGAAUUAAUUUGCCUGAGAGAGUGUCUUUACGAUAAAUAACGGGAGCACGGAAAACCCUUAGCACUUUGCCUGAGCAGCGAAAGAAAGAUUGAGCCGUGGGUCACAGAAAUGUCCUUAAAAUGAAACAGACUGCCGAUGUCUAAGUUGCUUUUCUGUGAUGGAACUGCUUGUACUCUAUAUCCUGUUCAUAAUGCAGAUCAAAUAAGAUUAUACUAUUAUUUUUCUUUUGCCGUAGCUCAGGACAGUGGUGAGUUUCAGACUCCUCUAGGUGCCCAUUCUGCAUUUAUUCCACCAACCGCCCCGCCGCCAUGGAGUGCCACCUCAAGACCCACUACAAGAUGGAGUAUAAGUGCCGGAUCUGCCAGACGGUGAAGGCCAACCAGCUGGAGCUGGAGACGCACACCCGGGAGCAUCGCCUCGGCAACCACUACAAGUGCGACCAGUGCGGCUACCUGUCCAAGACCGCCAACAAGCUCAUCGAGCACGUGCGCGUCCACACCGGGGAGCGGCCCUUCCACUGUGACCAGUGCAGCUACAGCUGCAAGCGCAAGGACAAUCUCAACCUGCACAAGAAGCUGAAACACGCCCCACGCCAGACCUUCAGCUGCGAAGAGUGCCUCUUCAAGACCACACACCCCUUCGUCUUCAGCCGCCACGUCAAGAAGCACCAGAGUGGGGACUGCCCCGAGGAGGACAAGAAGGGCCUGUGUCCGGCCCCCAAGGAACCAGCCGGCCCCGGGGUCCCGCUCCUGGUCGUCGGGAGCUCCCGGAAUCUCUUGUCUCCCCUGUCGGUCAUGUCCGCCUCCCAGGCUCUGCAGACCGUGGCCCUGUCGGCUGCCCACGGCAGCAGCUCAGAGCCCAACCUGGCACUCAAGGCUUUGGCCUUCAACGGCUCCCCUUUGCGCUUUGACAAGUACCGGAACUCGGAUUUUGCCCAUCUCAUUCCCUUGACAAUGUUAUACCCCAAGAACCACUUGGAUCUCACAUUCCACCCUCCCCGACCUCAGACUGCGCCUCCCAGCAUCCCCUCACCCAAACACUCCUUCCUCGCCUAUCUCGGACUAAGAGAAAGAGCAGAGACUGUCUAAGGACAGCCAUGUUCUGUACCAAAAACAAAGAGACAGAGACACAAAACAAAAAACAGAAACCCACAAAACUUAAACACAACCCCAGCAGGUGUAUGUUGCUGCAAAACCUACAGACCCCCGCCUGGGUCUGAACCACGUGUACUGUAUAUCUUUAGUAAGGAAUAGAGAAUUGGCUCUGUGUGUAUACCUAUUGCAUUGACCUGAAAGCUGCUUUAUCCAAUCUUCAGAGAGGUGACCUACUGCAUACUUCUACCUUCAGAGGCAUGCCUCCCCAGCCACCCACUCCCUCAGCCCCUUCUCCGUACUUUUAUCUGAAAGGAAUUUUGUCUUGUUAAACCCUAAAGAGAGUGUCCUUAAUAGCAAUCAGCACUUGUAAGCUUAUAUACUGGUGCAUUUUGUUUUCUGUUGGGUGAAUGGGGUGUGUGGGUGCUGUGGAUUCUGAAAGAGAAAGCCGUGUGUCGUGUGCCAUGACAUUGCUAUUGCACAUUUCUUUGUACUGGCUUCUUUAACAGCGAUGAACAUUCUUUUCCCUCCUGGGUUGUUCAUCCAUUACAGUCUCUCCCCAAGCUCCUUCGUCACCUUUCCCUCUUUAUUUUAUGGCUACAGAGUGGUAGGGCCUGGUGCUUAGUCGAUGAAGGACUGGUAGACACCCACAGUGCCACUUGAGAUUUCCGACAGAGUGCCAGAGACCUUGUGCUCAGAUCUUCUUGGUUAUGAAGAUGUGAGAACAUAGAGAACACUCUGGAAGAAAUAUCUCGCAGCACUGCAGCCAAUAUCACAAAACUUAAGUGUGUUUUGUGUGUGUGUGUGUGUGUGUGUCCAUACAUAUACAAUGUGUAUGGUGCACACACACUGUGCAUCAUUUUUUAAAGGGCAGAUUAUAUAUAUAUAUAUAUGAUGAUAUAUAUAUAUAUAUAUAUGAUGUAUUAAUUCAGUGGUUACCAUUUAUUUGCAGGAAAAAAAAAACUGUAUGAAUGAAAAAUUUUAUGGUUGAUAAAUCCAGCCAAGGAGAUUAAAGGGGUUUGGAUACAUUCUGGGUAUAAAUGCUCAGACUAAAAAAAAAAAAAAAAGAAGAAGAA
Hyaena hyaena (striped hyena) is the source of this 2284-nucleotide messenger RNA. Its product is annotated as zinc finger protein 226-like. The coding region runs from base 426 to 1205 and encodes 259 amino acids. Gene Ontology annotation, biological process: regulation of transcription by RNA polymerase II. Gene Ontology annotation, cellular component: nucleus. Lineage: Eukaryota; Metazoa; Chordata; Mammalia; Carnivora; Hyaenidae. The record is from RefSeq and is a predicted model, not a curated record. Gene Ontology annotation, molecular function: DNA-binding transcription factor activity, RNA polymerase II-specific; RNA polymerase II transcription regulatory region sequence-specific DNA binding. The transcript has 2 exons.